Mercurialis annua (annual mercury) is the source of this 762-nucleotide messenger RNA. Its product is annotated as 60S ribosomal protein L24. NCBI's taxonomy places the organism in Eukaryota, Viridiplantae, Streptophyta, Magnoliopsida, Malpighiales, Euphorbiaceae. Gene Ontology annotation, cellular component: cytosolic large ribosomal subunit. Bases 27 to 521 code for a protein of 164 amino acids. The transcript has 5 exons. Gene Ontology annotation, molecular function: structural constituent of ribosome; mRNA binding. The record is from RefSeq and is a predicted model, not a curated record. Gene Ontology annotation, biological process: cytoplasmic translation.
CAGGAGCAGGAGCAAAACUCACAGCCAUGGUUCUCAAGACUGAGCUAUGCCGUUUUAGCGGAGCCAAGAUUUAUCCUGGUAAAGGAAUCAGAUUCAUUCGCUCUGAUUCUCAGGUGUUUUUGUUUGCUAAUUCAAAAUGCAAGAGGUACUUCCACAACAAGUUGAAGCCAUCGAAGCUUACAUGGACAGCCAUGUUUAGGAAGCAACAUAAGAAGGAUAUCUCACAAGAGGCUGUCAAGAAGAAGAGACGAGCUACCAAGAAACCAUAUUCUAGGUCCAUUGUUGGCGCUACCUUGGAGGUUAUCCAGAAGAAAAGAGCUGAGAAGCCAGAAGUUAGGGAUGCUGCCAGGGAAGCUGCUCUCCGCGAAAUUAAGGAGAGGAUCAAGAAGACCAAAGAUGAAAAGAAGGCAAAGAAGGCAGAAGUGACUGCCAAGUCACAGAAAGCAGGAGGCAAAGGUAACAUGCCUAAGGGUGCUGCACCAAAGGGUCCCAAACUCGGUGGUGGUGGUGGAAAGCGUUAAGCUGCCAAUUUUCUCAAUGUUCUUUGCUAUUAGACCGACUAGUUUAACCUAUAUCUAUUUUUCUCCAAGUUGCAUUUAUAGGAUGUUUGUAUUACUUCAGUUUUCUAUGGUUGGUACAACAGUGACGUUUUUUCAAUUUUGUUUUUCCAAUGUUAUGUACUUGAGUUUGAAAUUGAGCAGUUUAGAUGCUUCUGAGUCUAAUGUUAAUCUCUAUCACAUGGAGCUACUUCAGAUGAUUAAA